GUCUAAAUUUGCGUCGUAUAUGGCUGCACACGGUCACGGUCAGGGCGAGGAGGUGACCAUGAUCGCCUCGUCAGACGUUCGGGUGCGACUGUACCACGCGUUGCUGGACGCCGACCCGAGGCGCGAGGGCGUGGUGCCUGUGGAGGCGUUCAAUGCCGCGCUGGAGGCUGUCGGCCUGCGGUAUGGGACGGAAGAGUGCGACCGGCUGAUGACGCAGGUCAAGCUGGUGUCGGACGAGCGCGGGCAGUUUGUCGACUGCUACCGUUACCUGGAGGAGAUCGAGGGCAUUCUGUCGACGCCUGCGGCGGUGCACCACUCGCUGCGCGGGGCGCGUGUGACGGACAACUUCUCGGUGGUGCAGGAAGAGUACAAGGAGCGGGCCAUCCAGCACCGCGACUACAUCAUGGGCCAGAAGGACCGCAUCUACCGGGCGUUCUGCCAGUUUGAGGCCGGCCUCUGCUCCGAGGCCGAGUUUCUGGACUUUCUUUACGGGUGCGGCGUCGACGACACCCGCGAGCUGCGCAAGAUCCUCAAGGUCAAGCGUACCGAGGGCUACAUCCACUUUUCCGAGCUGAUGAAGGUCUGCACCCUGCCGGGGCGGCACCUGACCCAGACCCAGGCCGAGCUCCCGCAGCCGGAGCCGAUUGUGUGGGAGACGCAGAAGCGUUCGACCGACGUUAUUUCGUGGCGUGGCGCGGCAAACGAGUUGCGGACCGGCAAGCGGCUUGGCGCCAACACGGUCGGCUACGUGCCAGACGUGCCGAAUCCCGAGGCCCUCGCCGCCCGCCCCUCGCGCGCCAUCGACACCGCCGAGUUGACCGCCUUUGAGCGGGUCUCGCAGGAGCGCCUUUACGCCUGCGUCCGUGACUUUAUCCAGGGCGACAUCGAGGCGCCGGCAUUCCGUGCCUUUCUCCACGACAUGCGCAUUCCCAUCAACCGCGACAUGGAGAUCCUCAUCGACCGCCAAUCGACCUCGCAGGGCUCGGUCGCCUUUGGCGAGCUGCUCAAGACCAUGAACAUGGAUCAGAUCUACGGGUUCAAGGCCGUGCCAGCUGUCAACACUUCGUCGGGCGCCGAGCGUGUCCAUGGCGACAUCAUCGGGUGGACAAAGGUCAAGCACGAGGAGGACUUUGCCGUCAAGACCACUCCGGCCAAGCGGUACGUCGACCGCCCCAACUCGGGUAACUUUCUGGUGUGGAACGUCCACAACCCGGGCGCAGCUCCACCGCCGGCUGCUCCCGAGUCGGCCUCGGGCGUGGCACGCCACGGCCCCUCCGGCGACCACGACAAGAUUCUCGAGUGGUCUUCGUGGCGCGACGGUAUUCCGCCGGACCAGCCCGUCAACACCCACCGCUCCGGUGCCACCUCGCGACUCGCCUACGACUCGGGCGACAUCUUCACCUGGUCCUCGCGCCAGACAGAAAACGAGGCCGACUACUGGGUCCAGCGUCGCGGCAAGGCGUCGCCCACACGCAGGCCCGACACCGCCAACCCGCUCGGCUUUGAGACCCACUCGGACAAGCCGCAGCCGCCGCCGUCUGACUGGCGGCAGCAGCUCCUCUCCACCCGCCCGUGGUAA
Messenger RNA from Thecamonas trahens ATCC 50062, 1579 nucleotides. RefSeq lists its product as uncharacterized. The transcript is spliced from 2 exons. The record is from RefSeq and is a predicted model, not a curated record. Lineage: Eukaryota; Apusomonadida; Apusomonadidae. Bases 20 to 1579 code for a protein of 519 amino acids.